AGAGAGGAGUAUUUCAUGUGAUCGAUAAACCAUUGGUCAGAUGAUUGUUGAUAGCUCUUUCUCUCUCUUCAUUUGUGCAGGGUGAUCUUUCUCUCUCUUCAUUUGCGCAGGGGUGUCCUGAGAUCACAUAUAAGAUGGUGAAGGCGGUAGCUGUUCUUGGUAGCAAAGAGGGUGUUAGUGGCACAGUUUUCUUCACUCAAGAAGGAGAUGGUAACCUUGUCUGUUUUUCAUUUCUUAUUUUGAUUCUCAGGAGAGGAUACAUUUUUUUGUUGGAUGGAGGAUGGUAAUUCUAUUUCAGCAAAUUUUUUAUAUUUUCAUGUGACUGCACUAACAGACGGCAUCAUUAGUAAACAUGAUUUCUUUCUUGUAGGACCUACUACUGUAACUGGAAGCCUUUCUGGCCUGCAACCUGGGCCCCAUGGUUUCCAUGUUCAUGCCCUUGGUGACACCACCAAUGGCUGCAUGUCGACUGGCCCACAUUUUAAUCCUGUUGGCAAAGAACAUGGUGCACCAGAGGAUGAAAACCGCCAUGCUGGUGAUCUUGGAAAUGUCACUGUUGGGGAGGAUGGUACUGCUAAUUUCACCAUUGUUGACAGCCAGAUUCCACUCUCUGGGCCAAACUCCAUUAUUGGAAGGGCUGUUGUUGUCCAUGCCGAUCCUGAUGACCUCGGAAAGGGUGGACAUGAACUCAGCAAAACCACUGGAAAUGCUGGUGGCAGAGUUGCCUGUGGUAUUAUUGGUCUCCAAGGCUGAAUACCUGUUUCUGGAUUCUGAUGAUUUCAACCUGAGGUGGUGAUUUGCCUAAAAAUCUAAGAAGCAUGAGGCGUCAGGCAAACUUUAGGUGUUUUUGUUUAUGAAAUCUUCAUGAACAUUUAAAUAGUGGAAAUAAUGGACCAUGUGUCAUGUGGAUUGGAGCUUUUCUUUAUGUGAUCAAUAUACUGUUUGUUAUAGCCUUCUAUGUCAAGUUUUCUUUGUAUGAGGUUGGACCAGAUGUUUCUGGUACCCUGUCUGGGUUUGAGUAUUCCUAAUAAUAUUUACCUUGGAUUUUUCUCUA
Molecule: messenger RNA, 1054 nt
Organism: Amborella trichopoda
Lineage: Eukaryota; Viridiplantae; Streptophyta; Magnoliopsida; Amborellales; Amborellaceae
Source: RefSeq, a predicted model, not a curated record